GCAGACUUGCUCCAAGUGUCUGCCACAGCUCAGUAUGUAGAGCAGCUGGUGCAGCCGCUGUGUCGCCAGUCAGAGGCAGAGGACCCGACCAUCUGAAGGGGAGUGGGGGAAGUCGGCUAAGCAGCUUACCAGCCUGGCCAUUAGGCCCACGCGUGAGCUGAUGCGGAGAAACAGUGGCUUUGUUACGGCACCGAAACAUGCGAUGUGAGCGGACGCGCUGUUUGGUACCGGUAUCAACAUAACUGGAUCAAACCAUCAGAAGGAAUGUUCACUCUCACGGAAGUAGCCUCCCUGAACGAUAUCCAGCCAACUUAUCGAAUACUGAAACCAUGGUGGGAUGUCUUCAUGGAUUAUCUUGGUGUUGUUAUGCUGAUGCUGGCCAUAUUUGCUGGAACAAUGCAGUUAACUAAAGACCAAGUGGUUUGUCUUCCCAUCCUGGAGCAGCCGGAGGAGCAAGGGGGCUUCUCAGGACACCGUCCAGCAGACGCAGCUGCUGGCUCGUGGGAUGAAGAAGGCAGCAUCAGACUUGAUGCUGCUCCCCUAAUGGCUCAAGGGCUUCCUGAUAGCAUUACGCAUAAAAUUCAUUUCCCACAAUCAGGUACGGUUGGUCAGCCUUACCCAACAGGUGUGAGGACCAAGUUGGAUUUUCAGCAGUAUGUUUUUGUCAACCAGAUGUGCUACCAUGUUGCCCUUCCUUGGUACUCCAAAUAUUUUCCAUACCUUGCUCUAAUUCACACUAUUGUAUUAAUGGUUAGUAGUAAUUUCUGGUUCAAAUACCCAAAGACAAGCUCCAAAAUAGAACAUUUUGUUUCAAUACUUGGAAAGUGUUUUGAAUCACCAUGGACUACAAAAGCAUUGUCUGAAACUGCAUGUGAGGACUCAGAGGAGAACAAGCAGAGGCUGGCUGGUGCCUCCUCCCUCCCAAAACAUUUUUCAACAAGCAGCGAAGAGGGAAGCCCGAACCAGUCCGCUCCAGUGCUUGGAAAAUCUGCCGUCAAGUUUUCAGCUGAAAAGCUGGUGAUUGAAGUUCCAUCCAUGACCAUAUUGGACAAAAAAGACGGUGAGCAAGCGAAGGCCUUGUUUGAGAAAGUAAGGAAAUUCCGAGCUCAUGUGGAAGACAGUGACUUGAUUUACAAGCUCUAUGUUGUUCAAACAGUCAUCAAAACAGUGAAAUUCAUUUUGAUCCUGUGCUACACAAUGACAUUUGUUGCUGCCAUAGAUUUUGACCAUGUGUGUGUGCCUGAAAUAAAACAUUUGACAGGCUAUGCUAAGUUCCAUUGUACUCAUAACAUGGCAUUCAUGUUAAAGAAACUCCUUGUCAGCUACAUUGCUAUAAUUUGUGUUUAUGGAAUAGUCUGUAUAUAUACAUUGUUCUGGCUUUUCCGGAGACCUCUUAAAGAGUAUUCUUUUGAAAAAGUCAGGGAGGAGAGCAGCUUCAGCGAUAUCCCUGAUGUUAAGAAUGACUUUGCUUUCCUUCUACACAUGGUUGAUCAGUAUGACCAGCUGUAUUCAAAGCGUUUUGGUGUUUUUCUCUCUGAGGUCAGUGAAAACAAACUACGGGAGAUCAGUCUGAACCAUGAGUGGACCUUUGAGAAGCUGCGUCAGCAUGUAACUCGCAAUUCUCAAGAUAAGUUGGAGCUUCAUCUUUUCAUGCUGUCUGGAGUGCCGGAUGCUGUAUUCGACCUGACCGAUUUGGAAAUCCUUAAACUAGAAUUGAUUCCCGAAGCGAGGAUAACAGCUAAGAUUUCACAAAUGAUAAACCUCCAAGAGCUGCACUUCUAUCACUGUCCGGCCAAAGUUGAGCAGACUGCUUUCAUUUUUCUUCGUGACCACCUGCGGUGCCUUCAUGUUAAAUUCACUGAUGUUGCUGAGAUUCCGACCUGGGUUUACUUGUUGAAAAACUUAAGGGAACUCUAUUUAGUUGGUAAUCUGAACUCUGAAAAUAACAAAAUGAUCGGACUUGAGUCUCUCAGAGACCUCAGGCACUUAAAUAUUUUGCAUCUCAAAAGCAACUUAACAAAGAUCCCUACAAACAUAACUGAUCUCUCGCCACAUCUGCUCAAGUUGGUUGUACAUAAUGAUGGUACAAAACUCUUGGUACUGAACAGUUUGAAGAAAAUGAUGAAUCUUGCAGAGCUGGAGCUUCAUAAUUGUGAACUCGAGCGAAUCCCUCAUGCCAUCUUCAGUUUGACCAACCUGCAGGAGCUCGACCUAAAAUCCAAUAACAUUCGCACCAUUGAAGAGGUCAUUAGCUUUCAGCAUCUCAAGAGACUGACUUGCCUCAAACUUUGGCACAAUAAGAUAAUCUCCAUUCCAUUGUCAAUAAGCCAUGUCAAAAACCUUGAGUCACUUUAUCUUUCACACAACAAGCUUGAGUCUCUGCCCUCAUCGUUAUUCACCCUUCUCAAGUUGAGGUACCUUGAUGUUAGCCAUAACUCAAUAGUGAUAAUACCACUGGAGGUGGGUUUUCUGCAGAACCUGCAACAUUUUGCUAUUACAGGUAACAAAGUUGAGAUGGUUCCCAAGCAACUGUUCAAGUGCACCAAACUGAGGACAUUAUGUCUCGGCCACAACUGUAUCACUUCUCUUCCCGAGAAAAUUGGCCAACUACUGCAGCUGACACAUCUCGAACUGAAAGGAAAUUGUCUGGAUCGCCUCCCAGCUCAGCUCGGUCAGUGUUCCCUCCUCCGCAGAAACUGCCUGAUUGUGGAAGACCACCUCUUUGACUCACUCCCCUUGGAGGUCAAAGAGAGCAUCAAUCAGGAAUCCAGUGUUCCUUUUGCAAACGGGGUGUAAGUUUGUCUCACAUAGUCUCACAUUGCAUCAAAGGUUGAACAUUUCAUAUAUCCAGGAAGUCUUUUUUGAAUCAUACCAUGAGAUAGAACGGUUUUGCUCAGGGUAGUUCCUUCUCGACUCCAUUGGUAUACUUCAGGAUGGCAUACCAUGGUAUAAAGUGAACAUAGCACGGUGCACCGGUGAAAUAUUCAACAAACCCCAGCAACGAUACACAUUGCUAUAUUCAUGUAAUGGCUUCUUUAAUAUCUGUGUUUUCUUGUUUUAAUUCUGUAAUUAAUUCCUAAAUGUGAGUUCUGAGUUAAUGGUUAAAUAACUCCCCUUUUAGUUUCUAUGUUUUGUAUGCAAUCUUCAUGCCAUAUCUGUAGUGAAUUGCUGUAAAUCUCAAUUAUAUUGAAGCAAUUCUCUUGUUCCUUAAUCCCUGUGGUUAAUUUAGGCUUUCUUCAGGUUUACUACUGUAGAUAUAGAUUAUUGUGGUAUAUAUAUUAUGUUUAAGAACCAAACCUCUUGGUGUCCUCCCAGCCAACCCCAUGGUCUCCGCAGCAAACUAGAGCAAGUCAGAAAUGAAUGUUGCCAUUGUGGUGUUUUGCAUUUUGGGAGAGUUUUUUUUUUUUUUUUUUUUUUUUUUUUUCGGCCCAUUGUUCCAACUGGUCCAUUACAUAAGUUAUGUAAGCAGUCACUACGCUAAAGAGCAUGAAUGGCAUUUGCUGCCCUUAAUGUACUGCAACACCUUCUCAUACAAUGCACCAAAAUAAUGAUAUGACCUUUUUCUCUAUUUUUUAAAAUGCCAUAGUUUUACAUUGUGUCUUUACUUACUAUUGCCAUUAAAGUACAUAGUCAGUAAAUGAUUUGUCCAUAGUUGCAUUUAGACAGACUGCACAGUUGAGGGGUGAACAUGUUAGUGUAUGGCAAACUAAAUGAAUAUGGGCCUGUGUUCAUUUAGUUAAAGCUAGAGAUCAAAAAUGCUGUUUUUGCACAGCAAGUCGAAUGUUUUGAACAACUAUAUAGAUGUGCAGUGGAACUCUGAAGCCCUGAAAUACCUUAAAUACCUGGCUAUUAGAAACCCCAUGAAAUGAAAAUUGAUGCUACCGUUACUUUACUGCAAGCAUGAUCUAUUGGCAGUACACACCACCACACUUGGACUUGGACCCCUAGCAUAAAUUUAGCUAAAAUUUCCAUUUCAUGGGGUCUUGGAAUAUAAACGAGGAUGUUGACCAAUGUAUAUGCACUACACUCACAGAUGUAAUUUAGUCAGUGGACAGCAAUACAUUUUUGUAAGUCAGUAAUACCAUGUAUAGCCGAUGUUAUGAUCUAGACCUCUUUUCAAACUGCAGCUGAUAUGGUUAUGUGGGAUAUUAUAACAGCCUAAUGUAUUUCCCUUCAUGUUUUGUUUGGUUAGCAUCAAAGUUUUAAAAGUCUGAAUAAUUCUUUUGCUACGGAAUAACUUUUAUUUUUUAAGAGAAACAUGUUUUUUUUGUGUGUGUGUUUAAAAUGCUACAAGCACAACAAAAGCACUUUUAUACAAUACACCCACCACUUCUGUCCUCCGUCCACUAACAUUCACACUUCAAUAAUAAUAAUAAUAAUAAAAAAAAGAAAUUUCUUUUUGUAAGUAAAGUUUAUAUUUUGUGAUUUCAGAGGCUGUUCCUGUCAUUGAUUUUUUUUUUUUUUUUUUGGAAUUUAUUGAACCUGCUGAACACAAUAGUGUCUUGCUGCUUAUUCUCUGAAAAAUAUUAUAUAUAACACCUGAAAAAUCUCCAUUGUUCCAAAACUACCUUGAGUCACUGGAUUGAUGUGUUGAUAAAGCAUGAAUGCCUCUGGGUGACUGAUUUUCCAGAAAUAUAAAAACCUCAUGCUCAAUAAAGUGGUACAAAGCUAUCAACAAUA
This is a messenger RNA of Myripristis murdjan (pinecone soldierfish), 4680 nucleotides long. It is a transcript of the gene lrrc8db, whose product is annotated as leucine rich repeat containing 8 VRAC subunit Db. Lineage: Eukaryota; Metazoa; Chordata; Actinopteri; Holocentriformes; Holocentridae. Bases 265 to 2796 code for a protein of 843 amino acids. Gene Ontology annotation, molecular function: protein binding. The transcript is spliced from 2 exons. The record is from RefSeq and is a predicted model, not a curated record.